UUGAAGGUGACCGUUGGUGACAACGUGGAAACCAAGUACGCUCCCCGAGGCAUCUUUUCUAAUCACUCCUUUCUCCUCUCUUUGCUACAAACAAACCACACUUCACACACUGCACAGUGCUUCUUCUUCGAUUAGGGUUUUCUCUUCUUCGCCAACAUGAACAUCUUCAAGAAGAAAACCUCACCCAAAGAAGCUCUGCGGUCAAGUAAGAGGGAAAUGGCUGUUGCAACCAGAGGAAUUGAAAGAGAGAUAGCAUCGCUUCAGAUGGAGGAAAAAAAAUUGGUGGCAGAGAUUAAAAGAGAAGCCAAAACGGGUAAUGAGGCUGCCACCAGAAUCUUAGCUCGUCAACUUGUUAGGUUACGUCAACAGAUAACCAAUUUGCAGGGAAGUCGAGCUCAGAUCAGGGGUGUAGCAACUCACACACAGGCAUUAUAUGCUAGCACUUCAAUCUCUACGGGAAUGAAGGGUGCAACUAAAGCAAUGGUGGCAAUGAAUAAGCAAAUGGCACCAGCAAAACAGGUUAAAGUGAUUAAAGAAUUCCAAAAGCAAUCAGCACAAUUGGACAUGACGAUUGAGAUGAUGUCAGAAUCUAUUGAUGAAACUUUAGACAAAGAUGAAGCUGAGGAAGAAACAGAAGAGCUCACUAACCAGGUUCUUGAUGAGAUUGGGGUGGAUAUUGCAUCCCAGUUAUCUUCUGCUCCAAAAGGUCGAAUUGCUUCAAGGAAUACUGAAAAUGUUGCUGCUCCAAGACCACAAGAAUCCCAAGAUGUUGAAGAUCUUGAAAAGAGAUUGGCUUCUCUCCGAAGAAUAUAAUUAUCUGCUACAGCUGGAAAUCGUUAUAUAUACAAAUCGUUACAUAUAGUAUAGCAAUGGAAAGAUUGUGUUGGCUCCUCGUUUAAUUACUAAAUUUAUGUGGAUGUGUUUAAGACUGGAAUAUAUCACUACCCCAAACAUUUAUUAUUUGGGAGUUUGUAAAUGUGUAUGUGGUUAGUUAAUAAGCUACGUAGGUAGAUGAGCACUUUAUUUCUA
Cajanus cajan (pigeon pea) is the source of this 1029-nucleotide messenger RNA. Its product is annotated as vacuolar protein sorting-associated protein 2 homolog 2. NCBI's taxonomy places the organism in Eukaryota, Viridiplantae, Streptophyta, Magnoliopsida, Fabales, Fabaceae. Gene Ontology annotation, biological process: vacuolar transport. The record is from RefSeq and is a predicted model, not a curated record.